This is a messenger RNA of Callorhinus ursinus (northern fur seal), 1021 nucleotides long. NCBI's taxonomy places the organism in Eukaryota, Metazoa, Chordata, Mammalia, Carnivora, Otariidae. The record is from RefSeq and is a predicted model, not a curated record.
AUGCGUGAACGAACGGGGCCCGUUGUGUGGUGGGCAAGGGAAGAGACCCGCUGGAAUACGCUCUGCGUCCCCCGGGGCCCCGGAGUUCCACCCCGACCUCUUUCCUGCCUCACUGCCCUACAGGUCUGGGACGAGAUGGUGUUGGUGCUGGUGCCCAGGCUGGUGGUAUCUCUGCUGCUACUCCUCAGGGCCCUGCCCGCGGUGGCCUACUCCGUGGCCCUGCAGGCUGCCUUCCUGGAGGACACAGGGGGCAGCGGGGAGGCCGAGGGCUCAUCGGCGUCCUCCCCAAGCCUCCCGCCGCCCCGGACCCCGGCCCUCAGCCCCACAUCGGUGGGGCCCCAGCCCACGCCCCUGGCAGGCCCCAAGCCCCCCACCAACUUCCUGGACGGGAUCGUGGACUUCUUCCGCCAGUACGUGAUGCUCAUCGCCGUGGUGGGCUCCCUGGCGUUCCUGCUGAUGUUCAUUGUCUGUGCUGCGCUCAUCACCCGCCAGAAGCACAAGGCCUCAGCUUAUUACCCCUCGUCUUUCCCCAAGAAGAAGUACGUGGACCAGAGUGACCGGGCCGGGGGGCCCCGGGCCUUCAGUGAGGUCCCCGACCGGGCUCCCGACGGCCGGCCCGAGGAGGCCCUGGAUUCUUCCCAGCAGCUCCAGGCUGACAUCCUCGCUGCCACCCAGAACCUCAAGUCCCCCGCCAGAGCUGCCCCGGGCAGCGGAGAUGGAGGCAGGAUGGAGGGCAAGUCGGAGGGAGAGGAGAGCGGCGGCCGGGAGGCGGACCAGGAGGCCCAGGGACGUGGGAGCCCGGCGGAGAAACCAGGGGUGCUGGAGGAGCCGGGCACGGCGGUGGCGGAGGGGGCCCUGGAGGCCGGCCAAGGCCAAGGCGAGCCGGAAGUGGCUCCUUCGUUAGCCCAGGAAGCCAGGGGAGCCACUGGUCCCCCUGAGAGCCCCUGUGCUUGCAGUGUCGUCCCCAAGGUCUAACAGGCCUCUGGGGCUGCUGGCCCUGACUGUCGGACCCCUCGUGGUC